UGCACCGCGGCGAGCGCUCGCUGGGCGCCGGCGAGAUGCUGCGAGCGGGCGGCGCCCGCUGACCUCGCUCGGCCGCCCGGCCGGGGCCUGCCCGCCCCGCCCGUGGGCUGCGGGAGGACCGCCUGAAGGACUCGCCGCCACGGCCGCGCCCGCAGGCCACCUGGAUGUCAGCAUGGCAGCCACAAACCUGGAGAACCAGCUGCACAGUGCCCAGAAGAACCUGCUGUUCCUGCAACGGGAGCAUGCCAGCACGCUCAAGGGCCUGCAUGCCGAGAUCCGGCGGCUGCAGCAGCACUGCACAGACUUAACAUACGAGCUGACGGUCAAAAGUUCUGGACAGACAGGAGAUGCAGCGUCCAGGAGCAGCGAGCUGAGGCAGCGCUGUGAGGAGCUGGAGGCGCAGCUGCGGCUGCGGGAAGACGAGAACCAGGAGCUGCUGCAGGAGCUGGAGCAGAAGAACGCCAUGAUCGCCGUGCUGGAGCACACGAUGCGCGAGCGUGAAAAGAAGUACCUGGAGGAGCUCAAGGGCCGCAGCCACAAGCUGAGCCUGCUGUCCAGCGAGCUGGAGCAACGCGCCGGCACCAUCGCCUACCUGACCUCGCAGCUGCACGCCACCAAGAAGAAGCUGCUCAGCCCCAGCACCUCGGACGCCAGCCCGGCCGGCAGCCCCGUGCUGGCAGGCUACAAGCCCGCGCCACCCAAGGACAGGCUGCCCGAGACGCCGCGCCGCCGCAUGAAGAAGAGCCUGUCGGCACCCCUGCACCCCGAAUUCGAGGAGGUCUACAGGUUCGGGGCCGAGAGCCGCAAGCUGCUCCUGCGAGAGCCUGUGGACGCCAUGCCGGACCCCACCCCCUUCUUGCUGGCCCGGGAGUCAGCGGAAGUCCACCUCAUCAAGGAGCGGCCGCUUGUCAUCCCACCCAUCGCCUCCGACCGUGGCGCCAGCGAACAGCCCAGCCCAGCCCGCGAGAAGCCACACAAGGCCCAUGUGGGGGUGGCACACCGCAUCCACCACGCCAGCCCGCCACAGGCCCAGCCCGAGGUGGAGACGCUGGCGGUGGACCAGGUGAAUGGAGGCAAGGUGGUGCGGAAGCACUCAGGGACGGACAGAACUGUGUGAGGCCCGGCCGCCCCGGCCGGCACUGUGAGCGCUACUAGGAAAUCCAUCCACUCCUCGUGUCCCCGUCCCACGCAUGCUGAUCUGUCGUCUCCCCGGCCCCGAGUGCUGCUCAUGACACCCCGCAGAACAACGCACAUCACCCACUGCCGUGGCCAGAUACCUGCGGGCCGAAUCGCUGCUGCUCCCACGCGGUGUAAUGUGCACGCUCACAGCCCAGGCUGCACCGCCACUGGCGUCCAUGACAUCCGAGAGCCACGCACCUGCAUCGAGCAACUCCGCCAGCCUCAGCCCUGGCCCUGGAGACACCCGUGCCCUCCUGACAGCCCUGCCCGCCGUGGGCAGCAGCCAUCCCCCACGUGUCACAGGACCAAGAUGGCAUGACCGCUCCUGUCACUACAGCCCCCGUGUGUGUGUGCAUAUUUUUCUGUUAGUGUUUCCGAAAAUGUUCAAGAUCCCAACAAACUUUAUUUUCUCAACCUCC
Ochotona curzoniae (black-lipped pika) is the source of this 1598-nucleotide messenger RNA. It is a transcript of the gene CCDC92, whose product is annotated as coiled-coil domain containing 92. The record is from RefSeq and is a predicted model, not a curated record. The transcript has 4 exons. Gene Ontology annotation, cellular component: centriole. NCBI's taxonomy places the organism in Eukaryota, Metazoa, Chordata, Mammalia, Lagomorpha, Ochotonidae. The coding region runs from base 173 to 1117 and encodes 314 amino acids.